AUGUUAAAAACUGAAAAAAUUAUUCCGGCAGUUGAUUUAUCUGAGCAAAUAUCUUUGGCUGGUUUGGAAGCAUCCGGUACAGGUAAUAUGAAAAUGAUGCUUAAUGGAGCAUUAACUAUUGGUACCUUGGAUGGUGCCAAUGUUGAAAUGGAUGAAGAAGUUGGACGUGAUAAUAUAUUUAUAUUUGGUAUGACAGUUCAAGAUGUUGAUGCAUUAAACGAAAAAGGAUAUAACUCAAAAGAAUUUUAUGAACGUGAACCAGAAUUAAAACGAGCAUUAGAUCAAAUAAGAGACGGAUAUUUUUCACCAGAAGAUCCAAAUCUAUUUUCUGAUAUUAUUAAAAGUUUACUUGAUUCAAAUGAUCGUUAUAUGUUACUUGCAGAUUAUGCUGAAUAUAUUAAAGCACAUGAACGUGUUGAGCAAUUAUUUAAAAAUCCAAUCGAGUGGACGAAAAAAGCUAUAUUAAACAUAGCUGCAUCAGGCAAAUUUUCAUCUGAUAGAACCAUUGCUCAAUAUGCUAAAGAAAUUUGGGGUGUUACACCGUCAGAUAAAAAGUUACCUGCACCAGAAGAAGGCCGACCAGGAACAAAAGAUGAAGGAGAAAAACUCGAAUCAACACAAAACCAUGUUCGACGACAAGAUUAUUAA
Rotaria sp. Silwood1 is the source of this 648-nucleotide messenger RNA. The record is from the annotation of a GenBank genome assembly. NCBI's taxonomy places the organism in Eukaryota, Metazoa, Rotifera, Eurotatoria, Philodinida, Philodinidae.